UUAGUUGGACGCACAGCAGGUGCAUGUUUUGGGCUGACCGCCCUUUGCUCGUGUAUAAAAGGGAGGCGGUAAUAUCUCAGUCCAAUAACAAAAAACAUCAUCCACAGUCACUAAAGACCCAUCCUCGAGCGCUACAAUGAAGUUCAUCUCACUCACCACUAUGAUUGUGUCUGCCGCAGUAUUGGUGGGCAUCGUUAAAGCAGACUCGGACACCAACCCCAACGGGGGGCCAUGUGCCCAGAACAGCAAGUAUGAGUGUGGACGACUCGCGGGUUAUAACGGGAACAUGCCAUUUUUGUUCUACUGCAAUAUAAACAACAUUGUCGAGGUCGUUCAAAUGUGCCAUUGUAUCCAGUGCUGUUCUGUCAUCCACGGAGGUGUAGGCAACAGCGGGUCUGUGACUUGCACAUAAGAGGAAAGAAAGGCUAUCUCUGUAACUGGAAUUGGCUGGUGCUGGGGAAUAGCUUUAUUUUCACCAGAAUGAGUCCUUUGGGAUCGUAGACCCUAUGUUGGAUAUGUCUCGUCAUAUGCUUUCCUUCGUAUAUGUUUUUUGGGCGGUGUGGCACUAUGAAUCUGUGUAUUCGAACAC
Molecule: messenger RNA, 589 nt
Organism: Suillus plorans
Lineage: Eukaryota; Fungi; Basidiomycota; Agaricomycetes; Boletales; Suillaceae
Exons: 3
Coding region: 137-412 (91 amino acids)
Source: RefSeq, a predicted model, not a curated record